Messenger RNA from Colletotrichum spaethianum, 1668 nucleotides. RefSeq names its product zinc-type alcohol dehydrogenase-like protein. Gene Ontology annotation, cellular component: nucleus. Gene Ontology annotation, biological process: regulation of transcription by RNA polymerase II. Lineage: Eukaryota; Fungi; Ascomycota; Sordariomycetes; Glomerellales; Glomerellaceae. Gene Ontology annotation, molecular function: DNA-binding transcription factor activity, RNA polymerase II-specific; RNA polymerase II cis-regulatory region sequence-specific DNA binding. The transcript is spliced from 4 exons. Bases 1 to 1668 code for a protein of 555 amino acids. The record is from RefSeq and is a predicted model, not a curated record.
AUGCCCGGCAUACCCAACUUCUUCGAAACCAAGGACCAGUCGCCUGUGGGCUUUGGCGCGAAUGCCCUCAUGUCACCAACCGCGCACGUGGACUUCGCCGCCAUGAUCCAUACCGACUCCAGUACCAACGUCGAGGACGAUAGUACCUCAGCGGCGUGUAGCAGUUUGGACUGCAAUCAGUGCGCGAGCGACUGCGGCGCUAGCGAAGCCGGCGAUAUCUGUCGAGAUGCCGAGUGCGGUCCGGCCUGCGACGACGAUGAGUGCGAGCGGGCUGCCUCGCCCUGUGAAGACGCCGAGUGUCUGGCUCGCUCGCUCUCGGAGAAAGACAAGGCUGCUGCCGGCGUGCUGGCAUCGUUUGGCGGAGAAAACGCUCUGGGGCGAGAUGGGAUAGCUACCUCGAUGCCAUCCCUGCAAACCUCACAGUUCUUUUCGAACCAGAGCUCUUUCGACAAUGGGGUGAUGACAGCGGCCGGCCAAAGUUCGUUCCACAAUGGGGGAUUGCCCUCAACGAUGGUCCAGUCGAUGAACAUGGAUGGCUUCUAUCAGUGCGACCUCGACUCUCUUCCGGCCACCUACAUGGAUGCAAGUAUGGACGGCAAUUUUGACUGGGCAUCAUGGGCGGCGCACAUUGCCAACGAACACUCCUCAGGGGCUUGUGUGCGUCCCUGCUUGAUGGAGCAGAAUCUACCUUUCGACAACACGAAGUGCCCCAUGCCUCAUCAGGUGUAUGCCCAUCCAGGUCAGGAGUAUUUUUGCGUCCCCUCAGAUCAGACAAACUUUGUUGCGUGCGGUGCUGAGUUCAACAACACUACGGAUCUUAUUCAGCAUAUCUUUACGCAGCAUCAGCACCAACACUCACCGAACACCAUCCAAGUCUCUACGAAGGUUCCCCGUAACAGGGAGUCUUCAACAAACUCCUCUAUCUCGAGACCCCCGACGGCCUCAUCGCCAGUAGCAUCCCCCAAUACCAUCCCUUCUGAGGCUAGCUCCAUCACAUCGGAGCAGUUCGUUUGCAAGUGGCACAAGGAAGAGGGUGGUCAGGCCUGUGGUCUAGUCUUCCAAGACGACGAGGGUCUGCAGAACCAUUGUCGCGAACAGCAUCUCAAGAACUUGAACAAGACGGACAACGGCUUUAAAUGCCAUUGGGAGGGUUGUUCUCGCGAUGGGCAUUUUACGCAGAAGAGCAAACUUGAGCGUCAUCUCCAAACACACACCGGGUAUAAGCCAGUGAGGUGCACUCUUUGCGGUCUGGCACUGUCCGCGAAACAGUCCCUUGCUCAGCACAUGCGCAUCCACACCGGAGAGAAGCCGUGGGCAUGCCAGCAUCCAGGUUGCGAGGCUGCUUUCAAACAACAAAGCGCACUCAUUACUGACUACGGCUCAGCGAUGCAUAUGCGAACCCAUACAGGCGAGAAGCCUCUUAGCUGUGACGUCUGCGGCAAGGCUUUCGGCGAGUCUUCCAACCUGUCGAAGCACCGCAAAACCCACAAUGUCAAAGGCGCAUUCAAGUGUGAUUUCUGCGACAAGGACUUCCACAGACUUGACCAGAAACGGAGGCACGAGAAGACUCAUAGGUCCAAGGAGAACGGCGGUGCUGCAGCGGACAUCGAGCCUUCUCAAACCAUCAGGAAGACCCAGGGUGGCCGAGUCACGAAAAAUACUAAGUGA